AUGGAGAAAAGGGGAUCUAACAGUAGCCUUGCCGUUAAUUCUGAAUCCGAUGAUGUCGAAGUCCUAGGGGAUGGCCGGGUCAAUCUUGGCAUGCGACACGUGUGGCGUGUAGCACAGCAAAUACCCCUGUUGAGAGACCAGGGGACACCAGAGGAUGGCAAUGUCAACGUGGAGCCACCACAUAUGAACAUAGUCAUUCAGGUUGUUGGUUCACGAGGCGACAUUCAGCCAUUUGUUGCGUUGGGGGUAGCUCUAAAAAGGGCAGGUCAUCGUGUUCGAGUUGCAACACAUGAGACAUUCCGUUCUUUCGUCCAGGACGUUGACCUCGAAUUCUUCAACAUUGGCGGUGAUCCAAAGAGAUUGAUGGCAUAUAUGGUAAAAAACCCCGGUCUUCUUCCCAGCAUGAAGGCCCUUCGAGAAGGCACUGUUCGCGAGAAGAAAGACGACAUACGUGAAAUCCUUGAAGGAUGCUGGAGAUCAUGUUUCGAGCCGGACGAAGGAGAAGACGACCAGGAUGUAACGCCGUUCCUUGCCAACGCCAUUAUUGCGAACCCUCCUUCGUUUGCACAUUUGCACUGUGCAGAAAAGCUAGGGAUCCCGCUUCAUCUGAUGUUUACGUCUCCCGCGUUGAUUCCAAAGCCUGAAGAUUGGGGGACAAGUAUAUCAGUAUCAGGCUUCUACUUCUUGCCGUUGGCUUCCGAUUACACUCCUCCUUCAAGCCUCCAAACAUUUCUUGGCGCAGGGAGUCCGCCAAUUUACAUCGGUUUUGGCUCGAUUGUCAUUGAUGACCCAAAGUCGCUCACGUUACUGCUCCUAGAGGCUGUGCAUCUCGCCGGGGUGAGAGCUAUCAUUUCAGCGGGCUGGAGCGGCUUAGGUGAUUUAGAUAUGCCACCUGAAAUACACAUGCUAGCGGAUUGUCCCCAUGAUUGGAUCUUUCAGCGCGUUUCAUGCGUGGUGCACCACGGAGGAGCCGGCACCACGGCAGCAGCGAUUGCAGCAGGAAAACCGUCAGUCGUCGUACCUUUCUUUGGGGAUCAACCUUUUUGGGGCAAUAUGAUUGCCAGAGCAGGAGCAGGGCCCGACCCAAUACCCUUCAAAAAUCUCACGGCCAUCAGACUUGCGGCCGCGAUCGAAACCGCACUCACGAGCUCUGUGCAAGCAAGGUCCCAUUUAUUGGGGGGUAUUGUCAAUGACGAAGACGGUGUUGAGGCUGGAAUCCGUUCAUUCUACAAACAGUUGAAUUUGUCGUUGUUACAGUGUUCAUUGACUCCGAUGAGCGCGGCGACUUGGCGAAUUCGGAAGACCAAUAUCAGACUCGGUUCAACUUCUUCCGCGUUGUUAGUAGACAUGGGUUUGCUUGACUUGGAGAAGCUCGAGUUUUACCAUAUUCAUGUUGGACCUCAGGAUCCCAUCUCUGGUAUGGCUCUGGCGAUGCUUGAUUCAGCUGGCUCAGCUCUUCAAGGCUUCGAGGACAUCGGCUCUUCAGUAACUAGGAACUUCAAAAGCAAGCCGAAGGCCCCUGGACACGAUCAUCGAUUCAGAGAUUCGAGAGCUGGAGUUUGUCUAAAAGGGAUGACCCGAAUCUCAGCCAGCCUAGUUCGCGCGCCGGUGCACAUAGUGGUGGCGCUGACAGAAGGCCUACACAACACCCCGAAGAUGUGGGGAGACCGCACAGUAAGACCACUGGAUGAUAUUCAAGAUCUCCCCAGCGGACUGAAAGCUGGUGGCAAGGAAAUGUGCUUUGGUCCUUACGACGGAGUGUCGAACCUAGGCACACAUCUUGUUUCUAAUGCUCGGGACCAUCUCACCUAUCCUUUAGGAGGCUUGGACGCCGAGGUUUCUCAGUGGUUUGCCCGGAGAUACGUAUCAACGAUGGAUAUUCAAUUGGUGGAACAAGGCCGAAGCGAGUACGCGAAAUUGAGCAACGAGGAUCGCGCGAGCAUUGCCCACGAGUUUCGAGAAGCGACAUCGGGGGACUAA
Messenger RNA from Penicillium arizonense, 1980 nucleotides. RefSeq names its product glycosyltransferase. Gene Ontology annotation, molecular function: UDP-glycosyltransferase activity; hexosyltransferase activity. Gene Ontology annotation, biological process: carbohydrate metabolic process. The coding region runs from base 1 to 1980 and encodes 659 amino acids. The transcript has 7 exons. NCBI's taxonomy places the organism in Eukaryota, Fungi, Ascomycota, Eurotiomycetes, Eurotiales, Aspergillaceae. The record is from RefSeq and is a predicted model, not a curated record.